UUCUGGCUAUAUGGUGCGGCGCUGGCGGUGUCGCUGUGGGGAGUGGGUGCUGCUCUCAGAUGUUUUCUUCCAAUGGGCUUUUGGUGUAGGAUGUUGGAAAACCAAGAGCAGGAGGAGGUGAUCACUGUGCGUGUGCAGGACCCCCGCGUGCAGAAUGAGGGCUCCUGGAAUUCUUAUGUGGAUUAUAAGAUAUUUCUCCACACCAACAGCAAGGCCUUUACUGCCAAGACGUCCUGUGUGCGUCGCCGCUACCGUGAGUUUGUGUGGCUGAGGAAGCAGCUACAGAGAAAUGCUGGUUUGGUGCCUGUACCUGAACUUCCUGGGAAGUCAACCUUCUUUGGCAGCUCAGAUGAGUUCAUCGAGAAGCGGCGACAGGGUCUGCAGCACUUCCUGGAAAAGGUCCUGCAGAGUGUGGUCCUCCUCUCAGACAGCCAGUUACACCUCUUCCUGCAAAGCCAGCUCUCGGUGCCCGAGAUAGAAGCCUGUGUCCAGGGCCGAAGCGCCAUGACCGUUUCUGAUGCCAUUCUCCACUAUGCUAUGUCAAACUGUGGCUGGGUCCAGGAAGAAAGGCAGGGCUCCUCUCACCUGGCUAAAGGAGACCAGCCGAAGAGUUGCUGCUUUCUUCCAAGAUCGGGCAGGAGGAGCUCUCCCUCACCACCUCCCAGGGAAGAAAAGGACCAUUUCGAGGUGUGGGCUCCCGUUGUUGACUGUGAAGCUCCUUCCUUGGAAAGCCCCCCUCUACCACCCUCCCCCUCACCAUCAUGCUGUGAUUUUGCAAGACCUGAGGAGGAAACCUCUGCUCCUCAGCCUGUGAGGAGGGCUGUGGGAGGGGACCGUGCUGUGCCUUUGGACCCUGGGCAGUUAGAAAGGGUUUUAGAAAAAUGAACUCUGGUCCGAGCGCUGGGUUCUGCUCAGAGGCAGAGAAGAUUCCGGCAAGGAACCUUGCUGGGGUGGGAGGGGGCGCAGGGUAGGUGUUGGGGAGGCUGGGCCACUUAGUGUCUUAUGGUCACCUCUGCUCAGGUUGGUGGCACAGAGGUUGGUCACCACAACUCCUCAAGUUUCCUCCAUAGGAUUAAACACUGGACAGUUGUAAGUUAGGCAUAAGGCCCGUGGGCUGUUGGCUUUGCACAGAAAUAUGGGGUAUAUUUACUCUCCUGGGAGCUGAGUUUCUUUAGAUGUUUGUUAAUGGGCCCGGGAGCAUUGCCUCAGGUUGACUGGUUUGGGGGGCCCUGCAAGUGACCACUUUGAAGCUGUCCUAUUGAAUACUGACCCAACAGAAAUGCUUGUGUAGUUGUAUUCCCACUGGCUGGGUUUUUGCUGCAGCCCUUGGAGCACUUUGUUUCUGGGAGGCUGGCCUCUUGCCUCCCUCCUUUCGUGGCCAGGGUGGUGAAUGUUCUCCCAACCUCCUUGCUUUUCCUUCCCGAAUACCACUGAGGGCUGCGGGUUCCGCCCCUCCCCAGCCCUCAGCCUGGUGUGAGGAGCCCGAGGCCCAGGACGUGGUUCACGGCCGUCCCUGGAAGAGACCCGAGACCCGGUGGAAGCCAGAGGAAAGGCAACACCCCCGGGGGGGCUUUGUUUUAGAAAAGGCUUUCCGGGGCUGUCACCGUCUCCUCUGGCUAUAAAGCCCAGACCUGACGGUCUUUUCUGCAGGGUUGGCCUGGGUUCCUUCCUUUCUUUUUUGAAUCCUGCUCUUCUCCCUUAGUAACAGCCCCCUGCCCCCAGGACUUCAGCUCCCACAGCGUCGCUCUGCUGUGUGGCAGGGAGGCCUUAUGUUCAGUCCAAUGGGGCGCAAGGGCUUUGUGCCUGGAGAGAGGGCUCUGGGGAUGGAGAUGAGCAACGACACGCCUUCAGACAAUGAGGCAUUCUGCCCUCCCGCUGCCCUAAUUCCUCUCCACCGAGAGCCCCAGCCAGCGGCCGCUCUGCCUGCUCUCUGCGCCUCUGUACUCCGACCGCUCUGCACUCCGACGGGGGGUGGCUCUCCCCCUCUCGCGCCCCCCCCCCCAGCCCCGGCUGUGGGCUCUUUCCCUCCCCGCCUCUUGGUGGGCCUGUCCUGGCCUUGCGAUCGCAGUCGAGGGGCUUUGGCCUGAAAUAAAAUCCAAGUAUUUAAGGCUCUUAUUGCCAUUUGUGCCUAACAAGCUGUAGCCGAGGAGGGGGUGCGAGCGCUGGCAGGAGUUGCUUUCAUAAAUCACGAAUUUACCAGCGUGGGGGUCAGGGCCGGGCGCGGC
Messenger RNA from Neomonachus schauinslandi (Hawaiian monk seal), 2225 nucleotides. It is a transcript of the gene SNX11, whose product is annotated as sorting nexin 11. NCBI's taxonomy places the organism in Eukaryota, Metazoa, Chordata, Mammalia, Carnivora, Phocidae. Gene Ontology annotation, biological process: intracellular protein transport. The record is from RefSeq and is a predicted model, not a curated record. Gene Ontology annotation, molecular function: phosphatidylinositol binding. The coding region runs from base 73 to 885 and encodes 270 amino acids. The transcript has 7 exons.